GAUAUUUCAAAAAACUUCAAUAAAAAAAAACACUUGUCAUCAUAAUUGAAUAUAAAAUGCCACGGAAACGUCGAGCUUCAACACCAGCUUCGUUGGAAUGUGUCGACGAAGAUGAAUUCACCUCUGAAGAAAAAUUUAGCAAAGAAGAUUUGGAUAAUCGUGCACCAAGAAAUGCCGCUAAUGCUCGUGAACGUGCAAGAAUGCGUGUGUUAUCAAAAGCAUUUGUUAGAUUGAAGAGUCGAUUACCUUGGGUACCUUUUGAUACGAAACUAAGUAAAUUGGAUACUCUACGUCUUGCUGCAACAUACAUCGCUCAUCUUCGUGCCAUUCUUAGAGAUGAGGGAGAUCCUCAUCCAGAAACAACGAGAUCGUUAUCUUUGACUUUGUCAUGGCCAUUUGCUAUCCAAGGAACAAACACUUCGAUGUUGAUGAACAACAGUUGUAACAUGUCAUCCUCGACUUCUGCCAGUUCUAAUCAGUAUCGGGGACAGCAAGGAAGUAACAACGAUAUUCAAGGCUUUCAUCAUGGUGGACAUCAUCAAAAUACUUCAAUACGCCAUAAUCAUGAAACACAGUUAUCCUAUUUCUAAUCCUUUUGAA
Messenger RNA from Polistes dominula (European paper wasp), 600 nucleotides. It is a transcript of the gene HLH54F, whose product is annotated as basic helix-loop-helix domain-containing transcription factor HLH54F. Gene Ontology annotation, biological process: developmental process; regulation of transcription by RNA polymerase II. NCBI's taxonomy places the organism in Eukaryota, Metazoa, Arthropoda, Insecta, Hymenoptera, Vespidae. The record is from RefSeq and is a predicted model, not a curated record. Gene Ontology annotation, molecular function: protein dimerization activity; RNA polymerase II transcription regulatory region sequence-specific DNA binding; DNA-binding transcription factor activity, RNA polymerase II-specific.